AUGUCUUUCUUUAAACUUUCUGGAUCGAAAACAGGGCACUCCAGCUUGGGGGUUACCUUACAAGCUCGGCCUUCAUCAUUAAACCUUUUUCUUAUACGGCCUAAAGGUUUUGUAACAUCCCUUGGGCUAGUGACUGCUAGUGCUGCUGCUGCUGUCCCUUCCGACGCGAUAACAGGACAAAGUUCUCUUCUUGGGGAUCAAAUUCCCUUCUUUCAUCACUUAUUUUCCUCGCGUCCACCUGGAUAUUGCCUUUCUUUUACGGCUGUAGAAGGGGAAAAUUUACUUAAACACGCGGUAAAACACUUUUUGAUAACAUGUGUUUCUUCUUCUUCUUCUUCUUCUUCUUCUUCUUCUUCUUCUUCUUCUCAAACGGCUUUAUCUCCAAACUCCACUUAUGGACUUCUUUUCAAACUUUCUUUUCUGUGGCUACUUCGAGAGAACUUCUCAAAUCUUUCUCUAAAGGGGCAACUUGCCUUCAGCAAAUUGUUACCCAUGCAUCCUUUACUUAUAGACAAAUGUUGCUUGCCUUUUCAGCAGGGAGAGAGAAACGGACCUCAUGUUUCUAAGCGGUCUCGUUUCCAACUGCUUCUAAGUCUCAUACAGACUUCUCAGAACAGGGGGCAGUCCUCCUCUUCUCCUCCAAACUCUCCCGCAAAUCUCUUGACUCACUGCGACGACAGUCUCUUUCCCCGACUCUUCCGUCUCUCAUGUAGCACUGCGACCUGUAAUAGUCGCCUCACCGCGACCCGUAACAGUCGCCUGCGGGUGCCCACGAACGUGACGGCACUCAGCGACGACGCGGCUUUUCCCGUCUCGCUCGACUGUCUGCCUCUUCUUCGCGCUCCACUCACUUCACUCUCUGCUACUGCCUUCCCUCUGAGACGCCAGCUCACUCCUGCAGCUUCCAGCACUCCUGCAGCAUCCAGCACUCCUGCAGCAUCCAACACUCCUGCAGCUUCCAGCUCGCUCCUGCAGCUUCCCGCAGUUUCCAGCUCACCCCUGCAGCUUCCAGCAAUCUCCGGCUCACUCCUGCAGCGCUUCACUGACGUCCAGCGACCAGUUCCAACCUCCGGAUACCGUUCCCGAACAAACGACCUCUGUCGUCUUUCCACCCACUGUUCGCAAACAAAGACACGAUUUCUAUCGUCUACAACGGACCAUCUGUGUUUGUCAUCCUUCUUUGCUAUUGCCAUCUCCUUGCCUUUGUGUCCUCUUUUUAGUUGUACGGUCGAUUGGCACUCUCACCUCUCGGCCCGCUGCAAUAAGUGUUCUUUCAGGCUAAAAUCAUGUUAA
Messenger RNA from Acanthosepion pharaonis, 1293 nucleotides. Lineage: Eukaryota; Metazoa; Mollusca; Cephalopoda; Sepiida; Sepiidae. The record is from the annotation of a GenBank genome assembly.